AUGGCUGAUGUACCAACAAAUGCUCCAGAACACUGUCCUGGAACAGAAAGUAAUGAUGCAGGAAAGGUAUCAGCGUGUGCUGGUUGUCCAAAUCAAAAUAUUUGUGCGUCAGGUGCAACAAAGCAACCUGAUCCAGGAAUCGAAUUAGUAAAAAAGAGGCUCGCUGAUGUGAAAAAUAAAAUUUUAAUAUUAUCAGGCAAGGGUGGUGUUGGUAAGAGUACAAUGACUUGUUUAAUAGCACGUGCUUUAGCUGCAGACAGUGCGGAUAGAAAUGUUGGUGUAUUGGAUAUUGACAUUUGUGGCCCGUCACAACCAAGAGUCUUGGGAGUCGUUGGAGAACAAAUACACCAAAGUGGUUCUGGCUGGUCUCCAGUUUAUGUAGAAGAUAAUUUGUCACUCAUGUCAAUAGCCUUUUUAUUAAAUAGUCCUAGUGAUGCUGUUAUUUGGCGAGGACCUAAAAAAAAUGGGAUGAUUAGACAAUUUCUAUCAGAAGUUGAUUGGGGUAACUUGGAUUAUCUAAUCUUAGAUACACCACCGGGUACAUCUGAUGAACAUUUAUCAGCAACUACAUACUUGAAAAAUUCAGGAAUAACGGGAGCAAUUAUUGUUACUACUCCUCAAGAAGUAGCUUUGCUUGAUGUCAGAAAGGAAAUAGAUUUUUGUAAGAAAGUUAAAAUUCCUAUUCUGGGUACUAUUGAGAAUAUGAGUAUUUUUGUUUGUCCAAAAUGCAAAAAUAGUGCUGAAAUAUUCCCAGCAUUGACUGGAGGUGCUCGAAAUAUGUCUGAGGAAAUGAAUGUUGAAUUUUUAGGCUCUAUUCCCUUGGAUCCACUGCUAGCACGCUGUUGUGAUGAAGGUAAAAACGUUUUCACUGAAAUGCCCGAAUCACCAACAAUUGUUGCGCUCAAAAAAAUUGUUACUCGGAUCAUUGACAAGUGCGAGAAUAGUGAAAUGAAGACAGCAGAAGCUGAAUAA
Molecule: messenger RNA, 972 nt
Organism: Cotesia congregata
Lineage: Eukaryota; Metazoa; Arthropoda; Insecta; Hymenoptera; Braconidae
Source: the annotation of a GenBank genome assembly